This is a messenger RNA of Osmerus eperlanus (European smelt), 604 nucleotides long. RefSeq names its product polyadenylate-binding protein 1A-like. The record is from RefSeq and is a predicted model, not a curated record. Gene Ontology annotation, biological process: protein polyubiquitination; positive regulation of canonical Wnt signaling pathway. The coding region runs from base 308 to 592 and encodes 94 amino acids. Lineage: Eukaryota; Metazoa; Chordata; Actinopteri; Osmeriformes; Osmeridae. Gene Ontology annotation, cellular component: cytoplasm; nucleus. The transcript has a single exon. Gene Ontology annotation, molecular function: ubiquitin-ubiquitin ligase activity; RNA binding.
GGUGAUCCACCUGCUGGGGUCUCCACAGGGUCUGUACUCUAAGAUCAAUCAGGCAGUGACUGCCCUCCAUGCCUCCCAGAUGAAUGUGGCCACCGCUGUUGGUGUGUGUUGAGUUCCUGGACGUUACAGCACCCACCAGCACAUCAGUGCCAAGCCCCAGGUGGCUACGAAGCAGGUAUGUACAACCACUUUUAAACCCCACUUCCACCUCUGUUGCUAUUGUGUUCCACACAGCCUACCUAGCUGUAACCCUGUCCACCUCCAGUCAGCAUUGAGUGUGCUGGCCCAGGAAACUCUGACAGCCUCCAUGCUGGCUGCUACUCCACCCCAGGACCAGAAGCAGAUGCUGGGAGAGCGUCUGUACCACCUGAUCCAGGACAUGCAGCCCAGUCUGGUUGGAAAGGUCACCGGCAUGCUGUUAGAGUUGGACAACGUUGAGAUUCUCCACCUGCUGGAGUCCCCAGAGGCUCUGCAUGCCAAGGUGGAUGAGGCUGUGGCUGUGUACAAGGCCUACCUGGCCAAGGAGGCCAUUAAGAACACUGUGACAAUAACUUUUGCUGAAGAAAGACAUGAAAAAGUAGGAAUUUCAUAGGCCAAAAAAUAA